Colletotrichum graminicola M1.001 is the source of this 558-nucleotide messenger RNA. Its product is annotated as ER protein Pkr1. The transcript has a single exon. Gene Ontology annotation, cellular component: endoplasmic reticulum membrane. NCBI's taxonomy places the organism in Eukaryota, Fungi, Ascomycota, Sordariomycetes, Glomerellales, Glomerellaceae. Bases 1 to 558 code for a protein of 185 amino acids. Gene Ontology annotation, biological process: vacuolar proton-transporting V-type ATPase complex assembly. The record is from RefSeq and is a predicted model, not a curated record.
AUGGCGUCCUUCAUAACCAACCUCUGGGAGUCAAUUUUUGUCCCUGGCCCGACCCCGACCCUCGUUCGCGCCGCGAACGGAGCCUUCGCCUCCCUUCAGGUCCUCCUCACCAUCCUUCUCUUAGCGACCUGGAGCAUCCACUUCGUUAUCCUCUCCUUCCUCAGCGGUUCCCUCUGGUUCGCCAUAAACUGGUUCGUCAACGAGCUCGCUGUCCACGCCGAGCAGGAGGCUAGGAAGGCCGAGGCCUCUUCCUCCGGGGUCGGCGGCGCCGGCAACAUCCAGACGACCGAUGAUAGUGACACCGAGGUCGAGGGUGUCGCCGGCGGCCGCGUAGGUGUAGGAAAGAAGGGUGCCGCCGUAGGGAGCAGUCAGGUCGAGACGCCAGAGCAGCAGCGGGCCGCCGACUUGAAGCGUCGGACCGCCGCAGCCGCCGCAGCCGCAGCAGUAGCAGCCGAAUCCGGUCCCGAGGACGCCACAAACGGGGGUACGCAGUCGAGUGUCAGCACCGAGGACGAAUGGGAGAAGGUGUCUGGGAACGAGAACGAGAAGGACAAAUGA